Messenger RNA from Scatophagus argus, 2263 nucleotides. It is a transcript of the gene gap43, whose product is annotated as growth associated protein 43. The record is from RefSeq and is a predicted model, not a curated record. The coding region runs from base 289 to 1047 and encodes 252 amino acids. Gene Ontology annotation, biological process: regulation of growth. Gene Ontology annotation, molecular function: protein binding. Lineage: Eukaryota; Metazoa; Chordata; Actinopteri; Scatophagidae. The transcript has 3 exons.
GUCAUUGUCAGGCUGCGAGUAAGAGAGGGAGAGAGAGAGGUGCGCCCAGGCAGACCGACUGAAGAGCGUGUGUGUGCAGACUGGGAUGAGUAAAUGCACUGGGCAGCUUAGCUGUUGAUACAGCCAGAGAGAACGAGAGAGAGAGAGUGUGUGUGUGUGCACGAAAGCGAGCGAGAGAGAGAGAGAGAGCGAGAGAGAGAGAGAGAGGGUGAGAGAGAAGAAGUGAAAGGAAGAAAAAAGGGAAGAAAGAAGCAGAGAAUUUAGAGGGAGGAUACAACAGCUACAACUAUGCUGUGCUGCAUAAGAAGAACCAAACCGGUGGAGAAGAAUGAAGAGGCGGACCAGAAGAUUGAACAGGAUGGUACCACCAACAAACCUGAGGACAAGGCCCACAAGGCUGCCACCAAAAUACAGGCCAGCUUUCGUGGACACAUAACUCGGAAAAAGAUGAAAGAUGGAGAGGAAGAGAAGGAGGGAGAUAGUCCUGCUGCUGCAGAGGAGGCAACAGAGGGAGGAGAUGAGGCAAAGAAAGCAGAGGGAGAGGAGGCACCUGUAAAGGAGGAGGAAGCUGCAGGAGAGGAGGCCAAGAAGGAGGAGGAGACGAGCCAAGCCAAAACACCAGUGGUAGACCAGCCAGCUAACUCUCCAGCAGCUGCUGCUGCCUCUCCUGCAGGCGCAGCGACAUCUCCUGUAGCAGCAGCACCUGCUGCUGCCUCUCCCACGGCUGCCACAGCGCCCUCUGAGCCCCAGAAAGGGGAGCCAAAGGCGGAGGAGAAAGCAGAGGAGAAGCCCAAAGAGGUGGAGACUCCAGUGGCAGCAGCCAAGAGUCCCACCACAGCCACAGCUGAGGAGAAGAAGGAGGAGGAGAGUGAAGAGAAAAAGGAGGAGGCCAGACAAGCCGAUGUGCCUGCUGCUGUCAGCCCGACAGCUGAGAAGGAGGAGCCUAACCAAACAAAAGAUAAACAAGAUGCUGCAGAGGAAUCUAAAGCAGAGGAGGCCACCCCAGCAGAUGCAGCGGCGGAGGCCACCGAGUCCAAGGAUGACUAAGGCAAAGUCUAACCUAAAGAAAGCAAAAUUAAGAGUAUGAAGAAUAACACAAAAACAAAAAUCUUAAAAGGUUGCUCUUUGCCUUCCCAAUGUGAGGGCAGUCCGUUUCUAUUUGUUUGUCAUUUUUAGUGUGGCAAUGAUUUUCUCAUGUUGGGGGAGUUUCCAGCGUGAAGUUUUUUGGCUCAAGCUAAUACUAUGAGGAAGUGAUGGUGAUGAUUAUGAUGAUAAUAUUGUUGUUGAUUAUGAAUAAUGAUUGUUACCUUGAUGAUGUUGAUGAUGAUGAGGAGGAGGAGGAGCAGAAGGGGGAGGAGGAUUUGAUUUGGUACAUCUUCACUACCUAUUGUAAGUGAAUCAUUGGUGGAGUGAUUGCUCCCAACUGGAUAUUUACACAUUUAAAAUGCAUUGUGAAUGCACCAUACUUUAUUUGCAUUGCAAUGCACCUUCUUUAAACACAUUUUGCAAAUAAAAUCCAUACUUCUGCAAAUGCACGCACAAAAACAAGCUGGUUUUAAAAUGCAAAUAUUGUUUUCAACACAGUACAAGUGUAUUGAGAACAUAGCAAAAUAGGUAAAGAACUGACACAUCGAUGGAGAAUAGAAUGUAUAAUUAAAUGUGUGACUUUUCCAGUUGGGCAGCUUUAUUCUGGAUCCAAAAACUGCAUAUAGGACAAGACUAUUACUCUCUCUCUAUUCUGCUUGAGUCAUUCAAGCUUGGUUUACACCCCUUUUACAAACUCUGUUUACUCACAUAAACAAUAAAGGACCUGUUGCUAUUUAAAUAACAUGAUCAUAUAAACUAUAGAAAUCAGCUACUGAUGUAACUGGCUCUUACAUGACGAUUUAUGUUCUGACAACCAAACGUGAGAACAGUAGCAUGAACCAUCGAACCAGAUGCAUGAUGGGAACUCUCCCUCUGAGAGGAACUUUUUCGCAGUCACAAAAACUUAAGAGGUGUGGCGGCUUCUUUUUGAUGUCUUUGGUGUUGUUAUGACAGUUUAUAUGAAUUGGAAAAAUACUCUUGCACUGAUGUUACAAAAAAAAGUAAAAAAUCAAACAAAUGAGCAAACAAAACUACUUUUCCCAUGUUCCAGUGAGUGCAAUGUCCAGUUUCAACCUUAUCAAAGAGUUCAAACUUGUGAGAAAAAAAUAUGAAAAAAUAAAAAUGGUUUCAAUGUCUGUUUUCAAAAUAAAGCAAAUGUGCCAAUUACCAUCAUAAA